Messenger RNA from Monodelphis domestica (gray short-tailed opossum), 16530 nucleotides. It is a transcript of the gene MTCL2, whose product is annotated as microtubule crosslinking factor 2. NCBI's taxonomy places the organism in Eukaryota, Metazoa, Chordata, Mammalia, Didelphimorphia, Didelphidae. Gene Ontology annotation, biological process: insulin receptor signaling pathway; regulation of autophagy. The record is from RefSeq and is a predicted model, not a curated record.
GACGGGGCUGCGCGGCGGCGAGGGAGGAGCGGGGGGCGGAGAGGACGAGGAUGAGGAGAAGGGGGGCAGAGGAAUAGGAGAAGGAGAAGGGGAGGAUGAAGAGGUCCCUGCACGGCGUGGCCAAGAGACCCGCCUAGAACUGCAGCCGGAGCGCUGGAGCUGGAACCGGAGCCGCCCUAGGGCUCAACGCGAGCCUCAAUCUCAGAGCGCAACUGGAGCUAAGAUCUCUGAGCGCGGCGGGAGUCCCAAUCUUCCUCGGGUGGGGAGGUAGACUAAGUAGCUUCAGCCCUCGGGGGCUGCCCCGGGUGGGGGGCGGGGAUGAAAGAGGGUAGCCGCCGCCGCGCCCCGGCUCGGUGAGCAGGAGGCAAAGGAGGAUGGAGGCAGCGGAGCCGGAGUCCGGCAGGGGCUCGCCGCCCCCUCCGCCCCCGCCGCCCCCACUGCCGCCACCUUCCCCUGCACUCCCGGAGAAGAAGAAGAUCAACCGUGCCCCGUCUCCUGCCAGACCCAAGGACGUCCCCGGUUGGUCGCUAGCCAAGAGCCGGAGGAGCAGUGGCAGCAACCCGGGCUCUCCUGCCUCUCUGUCCGGGAAGGCGGGGACGGGCCAGCCCCGGCCCGAAAAGAAAGGCCGUAGCGGCCCACAGCCCGGGGCUCGGGGCUCGGGAAAAGGUGCGCCGGGCCGAGCCGGGGCCAAGGCAAAGGGGCGUCCCCGCGACGAGCCCCCAGGGCGGGCCUCGCAAUCGCCGCUACUGCCACUGCCGCCGCCGCCGACGGCCCUUAGUCUCACGGACAGCAGCUCCGAGGUGUCUGACUGCACGUCCGAAGAGAACAAGCUACUGUCCUUGGAACUGGCUCUGAGCAGCGAUACGGAGUCCGGCGGCGGCAGCGGCAGUGGCAGUGGCAGUGGGCGGGAGAGACCGGUUGGCACCGGAGCCGGGUCCGGGGUCCGCGUCCAGGGACACCCGGCGCCGCGCAGCCCGCAGCCGUCCCGGCUCGCCUCCCCUGGAGCCUCGCCUCUCCCGGACGAGCAGUCCGCAGCGUCGCUGGGCAGCAGUCGUUUGCCCCUCAGCACGUCGCUGGCCUUCUCUGAUCUCACCGAAGAGCUGCUGGACUGCGGGCCCGACGGCUUAGUGCGAGAGCUGGAGGAGCUGCGUUCUGAGAACGACUACCUCAAGGAUGAGAUUGAAGAGCUCCGGGCUGAGAUGCUGGAGAUGCGGGAUGUCUACAUGGAGGAGGAUGUCUACCAGCUCCAGGAGCUCCGGCAGCAACUGGACCAAGCCAGCAAGACCUGCCGCAUCCUGCAGUACCGUCUACGCAAGGCAGAACGUCGUAGCCUCAGAGUGGCUCAGACAGGCCAAGUGGAUGGGGAGCUCAUCCAUAGUCUGGAGCAGGAUGUCAAGGUCUCCAAAGACAUCUCAGUGCGUCUGCAUAAUGAGCUGGAGGCGGUGGAAAAGAAGAGAAUCCGACUGGAGGAGGAGAACGAAGAUCUCCGCCAGAGGCUGAUUGAGGCUGAGCUGGCCAAGCAGGUGCUACAGCAUGAGAUGGACAAACCUCGGGAGCAUUCCUUGAAGAAAAGAGGAACUCGUUCACUUGGAAAAACAGAAAAAAAGGCGUCAGUUCAGGAGGACAACGCAGAUUUGAAGUGCCAGUUGCAUUUUGCCAAGGAAGAGUCGGCCCUAAUGUGCAAAAAGCUGACUAAAUUAGCAAAGGAAAAUGACAGCAUGAAAGAGGAACUGGUCAAAUACAGGUCUCUGUAUGGAGACUUGGACAGCUCUUUGUCUGUUGAGGAGCUGGCUGACUCCCCCCAUUCACGAGAGGCUGAGUUGAAGGUACAUCUAAAGCUUGUCGAAGAAGAGGCCAACAUCUUGAGUCGACGGAUUGUUGAGCUUGAGGUAGAAAAUCGGGGGUUGAGAGCAGAGAUGGAGGACACCAAAGGACAGGGGGAAAAGGACUACAUUGGCCCUGAUAUACGAUUUGCUUUUUCUUCCACGAACUGUGGGGAGUCUGGGGAGAGCCUGGCUGAGCUGAGGAGACAUCUUCAGUUUGUGGAGGAGGAAGCUGAGCUCCUGCGAAGGUCUUCUGCUGAGCUGGAGGACCAGAACAAGCUUCUCAUGAAUGAGCUGAACAAGUACAAGUCAGAACACGACCUAGAUGUCACCUUGUCUGAGGACAGCUGCUCAGUGAUCAGCGAGCCAUCUCAGGAGGAGCUGGCCACGGCCAAGAUCCAGAUCAGUGAGCUCAGUGGGAAGGUAAAGAAGUUGCAGUAUGAGAACCGGGUCCUACUAUCCAACCUGCAGCGCUGCGACCUGGCCUCCUGUCAGACCAUGCGGCCCAUGCUUGAGACAGAUGCUGAGGCUGGGGAUUCUGCCCAGUGCAUCCCCACCAGCCUGUGGAGAGAAGUGCCCAUUGGGGGAGAGAAUGCUACUCUAGGUCACCCUGAGCGGACAGUGGACAAUGGUGUCACAAAGCUGCCUGACACCCACCUCACGAAGCUCUUUAAAGCAAGGGACCUGGAAGCUUUGCCUGGCAUCAGGGACCAGGCUGCCCUGGUCAGCAAAGCUAUUGAUGUAUUAAUUUCAGAUGCCAAUGGCUUCAUAUCCAGCCUCAAGCUGUGCCUGGACAAUGACUGCGCAGAUCUCAUGUUGAAUGAGUCCCUGGAUAACAGUGAGAGCCCCAGUGAUUCCAAACUUAUCAAUGUUAUCUUCAUGAGGCUUGGGCUCCUGCAACAGGAGCUGAACACGUUCAUGAGGAAAGUGGAUAGCAUCGGGGACUCUUUCAAAGAGUCUACAGAAACCUCUAUGCCAACCCCAGGGACCCAGGACUCCUCCAAGGAAGUUCUGGGCAAAGAACAUGGCUCUGACUUCCAGCCUGACUUUAGUGACCUGCCAGACUGGGAGCCCCGGGCCAGGGAGGCCUUCUGCAGCACUAGCAGCGACCUGGACCCCAAACCCGAACUCACUCGGAGCUACAAGAUUUAUCAAGCUGAAGACAAUGAAUCCUAUGCCACUGAGAUCAAAGAACUACAGCUGGUACUCUCAGAAGCCCACGAGAGCCUUCGGGGCCUUCAAGAACAACUCUCCCAAGAAAGGCAGCUGCGGAAAGAGGACGCAGAGAAUUUCAAUCAAAAAAUCUUCCAGCUGAAGGAAGAUCAACAGAAGACUCUCCUGCGAAGGGAAUUUGAAUUGCAGAGUGUGAACCUCCAGAGAAGACUGGAACAGAAGUUCUGGAGUCAGGAGAAGAACCUUCUAGUACAAGAAUCCCAGCAGUUCAAGCAGAACUUCCUGCUGCUUUUCAUGAAACUUAAGUGGUUUCUCAAACGUUGGAGACAGGGCAAGAUCUUACCCAGUGAGGGAGGAGACUUUCUGGAGGUCAACAGCAUGAAAGAACUCUACCUGCUGAUGGAGGAGGAAGAGCUAAACCCCCAACAUUCUGACAAUAAGUCUUGUGUGGGGGACAUCUGGACACACAACACGCCCAAUGAGUACGUGAAGACUCUUGCUGAUAUGAAGAUCAUCCUGAAAGAACUGUGCCGAGAGCUUCGGGAGGAGCGGCGGGGCAUGAAUGAGCUCCAACAGCAAUUUGCCAAAGCUAAGUCUGCCUGGGAGAUGGAGAAAACUGAGCUCAAGUGCCACCUGGCCCAGCUGGAGCUAAAACCUGGGAAAGGAGUGGGUGAGCGGGCCCUGCCUGACUGGAAAGCCAUCCUGAAAAGAGAAAGGGAGGAACACCAGCACCUCCUGGCCGAGUCCUACAGUGCAGUCAUGGACCUCACCAAACAGCUGCAGAUCAGUGAGAAGAACUGGGACCAACAGAAAAUAGAGUUGCUAGAUAGGUUCAAGGAUGAGAAACAGCAGGCUGAGCAGCAGGUGAAGGAGCUACAAAAUAAAAUAAGUCAGCUGCAGAAGGGAGCUGAUUCCUGGGCAUUGAAACACAUUGAGAUGGAGAAGCAUGACAGCAGCUGGAAAGAGACUCUCAGUGAGAAGAUACAUGACAAAGAGACCAUUUCUGAAGCCGAUGCCAAUGGAACCAACUUAAAAAGGACCAAAUCUGUUUCUUCCAUGUCUGAGUUCGAAAGUUUACUUGACUGUUCUCCUUACCUUCCGGGCAAAUCAGCCAGCAUAGGCAACGAAACUUCCCGAAGCAAAAAGGCCUCUCCCGCUGCCUCCCUGAUGCCCAGUACCUUAAUGGAGACUGCCCCAGUGAACCCUGCCAGAAUUGCCUUCGUGGACAAUGAGCAGGCCAGCCCAGAAAAGGGGACCAAGGAGAAGAUGGGGCUCUCCCCUAGAGAUUGCAGCAGGAGAGGCAGCCUGGCCUACCAGGACUGUGCCCAGAAGCAGAUGCAGAGAAGCUACACAGCGCCUGAUAAAACAGGCAUCCGGAUUUACUACAGCCCCCCUGUGGCCCGUCGCCUCGGGGUCCCUCUGGUCCAGAAUAAAGAAGGGAAGAUUCUCAUUGAGCCUGGCUUCCUCUUUACCAUGGCCAAGCCCAAAGAGUCAGCAGAGUCAGAAGGCUUGGCUGAGAGCACCUAUGGCCGGUGGCUGUGCAACUUUUCUAAACACCGGGAGCUUCUGGACAGCAGCCCGGGCAGCGGCUCUGCCACGCCGGGCCCCAGUUUCCCCUCCGCGCUUCAUGACUUUGAGAUGUCAGGGAACAUGAGCGACGAUAUGAAAGAAAUCACCAACUGUGUCCGCCAGGCUAUCCGCUCAGGCUCCCUGGAGAGGAAGGUGAAAAGCAUGUCGAGCCAGACUGUAGGGCUGACAAGCGUAGGCACCCAGACCAUCCAGACAGUGAGCAUUGGUCUUCAGACGGACCUGCCUCGGGGAAGCCUGCAUGGCAAGAGCUGGUCACCCCGGAGCUCUUCUCUGGUAUCUGUCCGAAGCAAACAGAUAUCGUCUUCGCUGGAGAAGGUUCACUCUCGGAUCGAAAGACCUUGUUGUUCUCCCAAAUAUGGGUCACCAAAGCUUCAGAGAAGAUCUGUGUCCAAACUGGAGAGCUCUAAGGACCGAAGUCUGUGGAAUCUCCACCAAAGUAAGCAAAAUGGGUCAGCCUGGGCCAGGUCUACCACGACCCGAGACAGCCCCGUCUUAAGCAACAUUAACGAUGGACUCUCUAGUUUGUUCAAUGUGGUAGAGCACUCUGGGAGCACCGAAUCCAUCUGGAAGCCAGGCAGCCAGGAGACCCGCACCAAACCAGAGACUCACAAAUAUGGGAUUGUGCAGGAGUUCUUCCGUAACGUGUGUGGCCGCUCCCAGAGUCCCACUUCGGGCACAGACCGGAAGGAAGUAGUUGGAGAGGAGUGCACCAAAAAGCCGGAACCUCUUUCCCCAGCAAGUUACCACCAGGCUGAGGGCAUGGCCAGGAUUUUGAGCAAGAAAACUCCCAAGCUGAGCACUUGUGAGGAGGUCAGGCCAGCCUUACUCUCCCAGGGGGGUAAAGAUGGAACCUCUCGCGACCCAGAUGGCAAUUUGACUGUGUCUAAUGAGGAUGCCAUGUGUGACUGCAGUGCUCAGUCACUGACUUCCUGCUUUGCUCGGCCUUCUCGGUCCAUCACCAGACACUCUCCCUCCAAAUGCCGACUACAUCCUCCUGAAAACAUCCGGGGAGGAGAGGCUUCUUCCAGCGAGUGAUCAUGCUGCCAAGGGACAGAACAGCAGUGCUCCCCUGGCCCCAUUCCGUCCCUCAGCUAACAGUCAGAAUGAGAAGCCAGAUCUCCAGGGACCCACUGAACAGACCUGAAGCAGCUGAUAUGAGGCAUCAGGGCCCAGAGCGGGUUCAGCAGCCUGUACAUCUGUCUCCUAAACACCACCUUGCCUUGGAAGGAGGAUUUAAGAAGCAGAUGUUGCAUCAAAGCCUGGAAGCCUGAGGAAUACGUUCUGAGGGAGAGAAAUGCAAGGGAUCCCUUUCACACCAAACAACAGGGAUGUCGUCUGUCAAUCAGUAUAAUGACCUCCAGCCUUCAGAUGGAAAGACAGGAAUGGGAGAUUAAAGCUGCUCGUUGGAGUAUCAUGCUAGGGAUUUUCUCUGGGAGCCUCUUCUUGGGUGCUGAGGGAGUAGCAGGAACUUUUUGCUCAACUUAAAUGUUUGUCUUAGGAUGCCUAAUCAGGAAGUGUCCUCUGGGGGCUACAGACACUCCAAACAGGCUACCACAGUAUAGCUAGACUUGAUGUGGUUUUGUGAAGAGAUUUCAACAACUUAAGUCUUAUACCCUAAAGUCUUCAGUGGGAUGCCUUUUCCCUAUAAUCUUCCAGAGCAUCAGGAAGAUUUCCUUCCAGACAAUAGGCAAGCCAGGAGGCAUUGGCAGUGCCUGGCUACAUGUGGGAUAAAAGACCAGGAGCUUUAACAAGAAAUUUGGUUGUACCAAAUAGAUGACUUUAUAUAUCUUCAUUACCAUUCAUUGCAGUUCAGACACCUAGUGUUGAGAAGACGUGUUCCAUCCCUUGGGACAAUCUAGUGAAGUCUUUGUGAAAUUCAUAAUAGUUAGGUUCUGGCAAUACCCCAUAACAAUGAACUGGACUUGGGCUUCUGCUCUGAGGCCUGGCUUAAUCCUUUUGUCUCUCACAUUUCUUACCCCCUGGCUCUGGCUGCCCUGGAUUUCUGUGACUCUCCAUGGAAUAUGAUAGGGCAGCCAGCCACCUUAAAGAGUCUGGAUCUUCAGAUCCUAGGAGUAAGGGGCUUUGCAGCCCCCAUCUUUGGCAGCUCAUGUCCAACAAUGAUGUAGAAAAAACAAUAAGAGACUCGUAGGGGCUACGGUCAAGGAAUGUAGGCCUCAGGAUCUGGGUGUACUUACAGAAGAAGCCAGGGAGCCAUCAGUUAGCAGAGAUUUUAAUUGUCCCUGAAGCAUUUGGACAUCUUUGGCUUGAAUCUUGCCCUUUCUUCAGACAUCCUAGAACAGUAGUCAGCCUCAAUACUAUGUUUACAUCAAGCAAUGAAAAGCAAAGACAUUCCUGCUAAACAACCUUGGUGGCUAGCUUAGUUGACCUAACCAGAGAAGAGUUAGCAAACCUGCUGUUUCCUGAACUAUGAGGCAAAAAGACUCCAGAGCCUCCUGAGGCCCUGACACAUGAUACUGUUGAACUUUCUUGACUAUAAAUAUUUAAGGUAGUUUAUAUUAUUUUAAUAAUUUAAUUCACCCCCUGAUCCCUAGAGUAAUUUAUUGAGGGUUGAGAGUUAUAUCCUGUUCAUCAGGACACAGGGCAACAUGGUGUUCCUAUUGAAAUGUUGAAAUGUUGGGGAAGUUGAGAGGGAUACAAGGCAGUUCAGCAAUUGAAUAUUGGUUUCCUUACUCAUUUCCAGAGAUCCACUUGGCACAGCUGAAAUUCCAGAAUGCUUAAUUUCCAAACAAUAUGAAUUAAUUGCUUUGGAUUCAGAACCCAGAUUCUCAUUCAUAGGCAACAAUUGUACUGGAUCUGACAUCCCAAUAUCCCCUUCCUAAGUUCCCAUUAACAGGGAUGUGAGGAUUGGGUUGAUUCCACCAUUUCCCAUACAUUUCCCAUUUCAAUUUUCAAUUUCCCUUCCCACUUUUUUAUGAGCCAAACAUAGGUCCUUGAGCCUCAGCCACGCUUGGUGAUCCCUGAGAUUCCCAGCCAGUGUACUCAGUGGAAAACUAGACUGAACCUAGAGAGUGUUCAAUGCAGCUUUGCACAUAGAUUUUAAAGUUUCUACUAGCCUCCCUAAAUUUUCACCAGCCUGUCCAUACUUAGCCUUAAUGUCUGGUAGCACAUUCACUGCCUCCUAAAGAUCUUCCCCUAGUCACAUACUGACUAUCCAUUUUUUCUACCUCCCUUCCCACCUAUCUUAGUCAUUCCACUUCUUCCAAGCCACCUUUCCCUAACAGCUCAUGCAUCUAUCUAUAUGUUAAGUCCCAAGUUUCCUUAACCACUGGGUCUGAAAUCGCCAAGAUGGUGGGAAGUGGCUCAGUAUUGUUCUCCCUGUACAGAAUAUGCUUCAAGGAGCCACUGAGUCUCAGUUGAGGGAGCUAGUUUUCAGGGGGGUUCUGGCAGCCUUAACUGGCCACUCUAAUCACACUCUUUAAUCAAGAGAGUAGCCCUGUUAAUUUUCAUCUGUCCCUGUUAGUUACAAAGCCAUCUUGGAAAUGCUCUCUAAUGCUCAUAUCUAGCAGCAGUCCAAGCCCUUCUGUCAUACUUCAAGACCUGACAAAGGUCUUGACCAUCAACUUCUCUCCAGCUGAGUGGUUAGAUAGACUGCCUGAGAGAGCUGAAAGCAGUCAGCCUCCAAUGUGAUCCCUCUAUAGGGAGUACCUGGUGCCAAUGUACCCUGUUCACCUCAGUUCUGAGGCGCACACACAGAUACACACAGAGCUCUGCUCUUCCUGAUUGUGUCCCAGAGCCGUUGCAAAAUUUUCUAUCUGACUUAAACUGCAAAGAAAGAGCUAAAAAGAGCAGAAAACUCAGAUCUGACAAGAUUUCCAUCUUGGAGCAACAACUCAUUUCAUUUCACUUGAUCAUCCAGAUAGACUUGAAAAUGUUCCUCAGAACCCCAAAUAAUCUUGCUCAACCCUACUGAGCACUUUCUGGUAAGUUAUCAAAAGUCAUUAGUCUCCAUUCCCUUUUGGCUGAAUGUUGGUGAUGUUUAUGUUAUUAACUUGUUCUUCACGCUGUGUUCUGAAAUGAUGUUUGAAAGGUUCAGUGUUCCACGUAUAAAUAGCAAGAAGGGCAUACUGUAUGGAGAAGUACUGCCAUCUUAGAGAGGACUCUUAACCUGCAAAAUCAAAAGGGAUCCAGUGAGGCAAAAAUCCAAAUCCUAACACACAGAAUGAGAAAAUGCAAUCAACAGCCUUCAUGGGAUAAGUCCUGGAUUAAGUGAGAGGUUUUUACUAUUCCAUUGCAUGAUUGCUGGGUUGACUAUUAAUUUGGGGGUGAAACACUGCCAGUGGAAAGAUACCAGAUGCCUUCUACACUGCCCCACUCUGGUGGCACAGUACCCAAGGGUAUCCAGAUACUACUUUGGGACUGCUUGACCCUUGGUGUGGAGUUGAGAGGUGUGUGUGGCUCCACUGCUCUCAAAUACAUCACUAAGAAACCCCAACCAACUCUGUGAAGAGAUGGAGACCCAAGAAUAAUGGAUUGCCAACCCCAGCCAAUUUGCCUUACUAUCCCAAGGAGCAUGGGAAGAGAGAAAAGCCUUGGCCCCUCUCCUCUGCCACCCCAGCUCCAUGUAAGCAACAGCUUCCUCCUCCAAAUGAGAGAAGCUUUGAAAUCUGAUUUUUAGUAUAACACUCUUUUCUAUAUUUUGCAUGCAGUUGUACAUGAUCAUUUAUUGUUCUAAUGGAAGCUCUGGACAGUGGGUUUUUAAUGGGGUUAAAAUAUUUCAUGUAAAUACUGACUUGGUUUUGUUUUUAGUGUUUUAAUUUGUAACUAGGGUUUUUGUUUGGAAUUUUUUAUUUUAAAGAAUUUACUAUUUUGGAAUGUCAUUUCUCGCUCUCUUUUUUUCUUCCCCAAAUGCCUUUAAGUAUUGUUAACAUUCCCAAGGCAGAGAACUGCCUGAAUUGUGGGUGGGUAUCCCUAGAGGGAUUGUGGAACCCCAAAAUGAAGAGGUUUUCAUCCCUCCCCCAUCAAUUAUCCUAACUUCUUCUCCUUCCAAAUUCCCUCGUUUUAAAGUACCAUUUGCCCUCUACCUGCGUGGGUUGCCAAGCUAUGCCCUUAUACUACUAGAUUCUCAGUUGGUUAUAGCUUUUGGAAAAAUUCAGAAUGAAGCUGGGAGCCCCUUUAUGAAAUCCUUUCUGUCAUAAUGUAGGGUUUUCUCAUCUUUCCUUGCUGCUUGUUAUAAAGCUAAGUCACAGACACUAGCAAGAAGAAUGGAGAAAUGAGAAAAUGAUUUACAAAUUUGAAACUAAAUAUGAACCAAUAUUGUAUAGUAUUCAUUUCCCCUGCCUGUCAUAUCUCCUAAUGCUACUCAGAUUUUAGCAUUGGUUUUUAACAUUAACAUUCACUACCCCAAUACCCACUCCAGUCUCUAAAACAUCUAUAAAAUGAUUCCAUUUCUACUAGGGCCCUCUCUUCCAAAGUUUUAAUCUUCCCUUUGAUGACCAUUUCAUGAGUGGAUGACCUUCUUCAAAUGUUUUCCCUAGCAGGCCUUCCUUUCCCAGUAAAAAAAAACCAUCCCUAAAAAUUACAGAUUCAUUAAUGCAUUCUUAAUAUCUGUUUAAGACUAUGGGGAAGCCACUGACUUUUCUUCACAGUUUUUGACAGGGCAAAAAACUUGUUCAUUUUCUUCCUGCCCCUUAUGUCUCCAGUUUCCUUCUCCUUGCCCCAAAUACUCUUGUGACUUAUACAUCCUCUUCUUCCUGUCCUCACUUACCUAACUCCAUCCUUAGUGCCAAUUCUCCAGAAUCCUCCUCCUUUGUUGAUAAUUGUUCACAUUUAUUUUUUAAUAGUUCACAUUUAGGUAGGUUUUAAGGUUUACAAGGUGUUUUCCUCAUAACAAUCCUGUGAAUUAAGUAAAUGUGAUUGUUUCAAUUUUACAGAUGAUGAAACUGAGAUUCAGAAUAAUUGACUUGGGAUCAGAGAACAAGCUGGGAGCUAGAAUUCAUGCCCAAGUCUCUUGACUUCCUCUACACUAUACUGCCUCCUCUUGCCUUCUAAAUCUGCCAGUCAGCACAACAGCUGUACCCACUUUUUCUCUAUUGUUGCACCUUUUCUAACUCAUAGUAGAGACAGUUUUAUGUGCAAAGGCCCUAAACCAUGAUCUGUAUUCCGUACCCUAGACAUAAAGCAUCUAUGGUCCUGAGGUUCAGGAAAUUCCCUAGAGUGUUUUGCUGUCUCUGUUGUUGACAUAAUGUUGUUACCCUGGGCAGGGAAGUCACAUGAUUACUCUGUAUGUCAAUUUCCCAAUAUGUAAAAGAAGAUAAUAAUCCCUUUUCUUUCUACACAAGGGUUGGUAGGUUGCAUCCCAUCCCCAAAACAAAACAUUUAUUAAACAUCUACUGUUGGGUAAAUGUUAACAGGCUAAUAUUUUAAAAGGCUACUUUGAAAAAUAACAUUAUUGACCUUCUUUACACAUAGGGUAUACAUGCUGUGCCAGCCCCUGUAUGGCCCCCUAUCCAUACAGAUGCUAUCACCAUAUGGAUAUAUUUGCUCUCUAAAUCACAACAUUCAUCUAACUGUGCCCAAACCCCAUUCGUUUCUGCCCCAGUUUUCUUCUCCUGUACCCCAAAGCAGCUGUGCUAGAUGAGCACAUCUUGUCAUACUUAGUAGUUCUACUUGUUACACAUUCAUUUUAUAUCUCUCCCUACCCUCACCUUACCUCCCUAUAACCUCCUCCUAAUCACUUGCCCAUCCAUCUCUCCAGCUAACACAUCAGCAUGGAACCUUUGCCUGCACAUACACAAUAGCCCACAGUAGAUCUGUCCUAUGGACUCACCUCCCACAGACUAGGGAUAUAAAUCAUCAUAUACAAAGUAUGUACCCAGGAACUUUACCCAUGGCAGAUAGAGUAUAUUCCUGCAAACUCACCAGACUUACAUAGUACCUUCUAACACAAGAAACCAACAAUUGUAUGCUUCAAGCCUCUGUGUGUACUACAUACUUUAACAGCAUGCACACACAUGCACACUGCCAUUCAAAUUAUUAUUAAAGAGCAGAAAAGUCACUUAUGAUCAUUUAGAGGGCACCAACUCCUAACCCUCCAUUGAUCAAACUGGAAAAAUCAUUCCCUUGGUGCCUUGGUUUCUAUAGACACAUGUAAUGUAGUAGGGGAUGGGAAGCCUAUUAUCUCUGCAGUGGAUGCAUCCUGCCUUGGCUAAAUGAGUCCCUGCUUCUCUCCAGCUCUCCUAGAAUCAAUUCUCCCAAGAAGGGUAUACCUACCUGAAUCAAUUCUCCCAAGAAGGGUAUACCUACCUGGUCCCCCUCAUUGCUGAAGGCAACAGUAGGACCCUGAACCCUUUACUCCACAUAUUAGAAUCUGGUGUUUUUAAACACUCAAACCAGAGAAAUACUUUAAAAUUUUAGUUCCCAGAUUCAAGUUCUGAAUAGAAAUGUUCUGCUCCUGUCAAGAAAUUGAGCUCCUCCAGUGUUCAGGAUAGGGGAAGGUCCUCUACCACAGGAUUCCCUCAGUAACUCUGAGUCCUUUUAUAACCAGUUAUCCCCUUUAAUUAAAAACCUCUAUCAAGAUCGGAGUUCUUGGUCUUUUCAAGGUUUUCCUUCUCAUUUUGUUAAAUAUCUCACUGGGGCUAUCUUACAUGAUCCCCUGCUUCAUUUCCAGCUAGGCAGCUGAACUGAACCAAAAAAGCAAAAUAAAAUCCAAGAAUUCAAAAUUUUGUGGUUUUUUCUGAAUAUUGAAACCACCCUCUGAAAAGUCUGAAACAGAAAUGAAUCUGCUCAAUCUCUAAAACUAUUGAUUCUAAACAUUAAAUUAAUUUCUCAUUUAAAUAUUAUCUUGUUUUACAUAUAAGGAAACUGAGGUACAGAGAAUGUGAUUUGCCUAAGGUGGCAAAGCCAAUAAAUAGCAAAGCCUAGUCUCCUGAUUCUAAGACUGAUGGUCACUCAAAACUUGUUCCCUCAUCUGUAAAAUUAAGAUAAUAGUUCACAACCUACCCCACAGGAUAGUUGUAAGAAAAAUCACUUUGGAUAAUUCAUACCAUUACAUCAGUGUGACCUUUGAACUGACACAAUAUGUCAUUUGGUUUAAGUCCUUAUUUCCAACUAGGUAUACGUUUCCUGAACCCCAACCACUACUUCUCUUAGUCUUACUCCUCAUAAAGACAAUAUCUGUUCCAAAAAGACCCUGGCCCAACUUCUAGUUAGCCUCUUUUAGAUUCCUCAUUCCACUUUACAAGUUCCCAGACUCAUCCCUCCCCAAUCCCUCACUGUCCUUCCUCCCACUCUAUAGUAUCUGCUGUCAGCCUUCUCCUCCCCAAUGCCUAGACUUCCCCAGCCCAUGUACAUUUGUUCUAAAGAUUCUUAAGGAUUUCCUGAAGCAUUUCCCCAUCUAUCCAUCCCACAGAAUGCCUUCUGCUCCCCAAGAUCCACUUUUGGAAGUGCCUGAGCUAUGAAAUCUGCUUUCUUCCUCAGCUUUUUCAGUACAUAAAAAGAUUUUUCUUGUCAUUUUCUAAAUACUCCCUUUAUCAAUACAAAUAACAACCUUUUUGCACCUUAGUAGAUAAUUUCAUGAGUGCUGUGGCCAAAAAUAGUAUCAGGCAACUAACUUUCCUGUGACAAGACUUUCUGAACAAAGCUGGUCAUCAUUUGACAUAUAGUCUCUUCUCCAAAUAUCUACUCAGUCUUUGCAGCAUAGUAAGACCUGCUAGAGCUUGUCCUCACCUGGAAUCAUGUUCAUUUCCACAGUGUAAUUUAGUGGAGGAACUCCAAAUUAAUUUAUAGAAUUUAUGUUUCUAGGAAUUUUUUUGCAUGUUAUUUAUUUAUUUAUUUUGUUUCUGUGGACAUUGAAAUCUACUUCCUUUCUAUCUUGGGUCAGGCUGGACUAGACCAACCUGGAAAAACUACUGAUUGGACUUUGCCUAAAUAUGUCCAACCUCAGCUGCAGCACUGCCAAGACCCUGAUACAACCUGCAAAUUCUAUUCAGGGUUUAUAGCUUCCAUAUAAAUAUUUUAGGAACUGGGCCUGGGGCUCCUAACUUGUUCCUGCUCUCCCUGCCUUCUAGUAGCUCUAAAGUGGAAUAUGCAGGGCUCAAUUUCACCUCUGAGACUAUUAAAUGUUUAUUUUCAGCUCUUAAUACUCUUUUCUUACAUACUAGGCACAAAAGCAAAAAAGUUUUUUGUCAACUUCAUUUGGAGACUAGGUACUUCCCCAGAUGUUUGGUAAAUCUACACGUCUAAGUCUACAAACCUGACUCUCACUGCCUGAAGUACUUUUCUUACCACCUCUGAACCAUCCCAGAACCUUGUGUGUUCUCAACUCCCAUUCUUUUAUCUUUUUCACAGUACACUUAAUAGAUUUCUUGAACAUUUCUCAAGUUUCCCUCUUUUGACUGUCCCAUUUUUCUCUUGUCCCAGGUAUGAGUGUCCUUAAGCAAAAUCUGGAAUUAUUUCCAGGGUCCCCACCUAUUGGCUCCGGUAGGCUUUUGCUCUCCUUCUGUAUCCCCUCCUGUGCCUCAUUUUUGCAGGGCCAUGCUCCAAGUUAAAUGUCAUCAACACUAUGAUAAUGUGAUCACUGAUGAGGGUUUAUUACUCUUGCCAGGAGUAUUUGGGUUUAGGAAAGCUUUCAAGACUCAAGAAUUUUAAUGAUUUUUUUCAGGCAUCCAUAGGUAGGUGGAAGGCUAUUUUCAGGCAGGACAUCCUGCCAGGAUCUUGUUAAAACCACAUUACAUAAGAAACCUGCCUGCAAAAAUCAACCUUGUCCUCAGCCUAAGAAUCCCUCUGUCUUUAUACAUCUCAACAUGGAUUCCUUAACUUUCCCUCCCUUUCAGCUCUGUGUGUUGAUUAGUUAAAGGCUUGAAGAAAGAGCAUUUAGGUAGCCUUAAAGAAGGUGAUGAAGUGAUCAAUCUCAGUAGUGUCCAAAGAUAUUCCUUUAGUUCCCCCAAAAACUAUUUUAAUCUGGCCAAAAUUUAGGCUGGGAGGUGCUGUAAGCAUGGCCAAACCAGAGCCAGCAGGCAAAUGUAAAAAAGGAGGCAGCUCAGAAGGAAAAAGGGAGAUCCAAAUCAACAGCCUCUAGGUUGUAUGUUACUUUGUGACAUACCAUGAAUGGAGAGACCAUUAUGAUCAGUUUGUUAAACAUGGCAAAAUACCAGAAAUUAAGAAAUUUAAGUUCUAUGUACCAGCCUUAUCAAUAAUUAUAUUUAAGGCCUUAAGCAAGUCUCUUCUCCGAGGGUCUCAGUUCUUCAUUUGUCAAAUGAGAAGGCUGAAUUAUAUGAUCUAUCACUAAGAUCCCACCAAAUGCUAAGAUUCAAUGAUAAUGGGAUUAACAUAGACAACAGGUAUAGUAUACUCCUGGCUUUCUUCUACCUUUGCUAUAAUUCUAAUGUGCUUCUCCAGUUGGUGCCUUAGUUUGCCUGUCAGCAAUACUGGGGAUGUUUCCCAGUAUUAGCAUAGGAUUGUAAGAAUUGAGAUUAGGAGAACAUAUGGAAAAAAAGCUUGGAGGUCUCCCUAAGGUCAAAGAUUUUUCAUAAUUUGAGCUUCCUCUAGAAACUUGGCCAUCCUUAAUCUUAAAUUAGGAGAGAUCAUACACAGCUAGAAAAAUAAUGCUGGUUCUGUCAAAGUGAAGAUUGCUGGUGAUCCUUUUGGAGAGGAAGAAAUGCACUUGAGGAAUAUCAGAUACAGGGAACUCCUGAAGCAUGUUUCCCAGCUUUCAGCUACGGUAAUAGAUGACCAACUGACCUGUCAAAGAUCAUUUUCCCAAUUAUCAGAAGGGGCAGUUCCAAAGGCUAAAUUUUCAGGUUUUCCCUGAUACCUGAGAACAGUGGGAUCUCAUUUCUGCAUAUCAUCAACAAACAGGUCCUUGGUACCCUUCUGCACAGGGCCUUAUGGAAAGGUUAGUGAGACAGCACUUUCUACAAUGAUAAUCUGUCUAAGGAAUUAAUUUAAGUACAACCUUUGGAAGCAGUGUGGGGUUUGGUAAUAUGAGAUCAGAUGGAAGAUAUUCAAAAAUCUCUGGACCCUAGUUGACCAUAGCAUUUAGUAGGCCUAAUCCCAUAAGUGGGUUGUAUUGAUGUCUUCUAAUAUCAUACAUAGGGAGCACAUGGUAGGGGAAAAUUCUAGAGGAUGGAGCUUGUCCCAAAGGUGAUGAUGGGUCUGGGAACCUUCUGACCUGAGAUCUAAGGAACUUCCUUACCCUAGGUUGGUUCAUUAUCUAGACCAUGACUAGAUUCUGGAUUGAGAUUGAUCUUUCUGUCUAGUGUGAGGCUACUUCUAGAAAUGUUAAGAAAGUUUUUGUGAGAGCUAGGACAAAUCUGGGGAGGGGAGGUACUAGCUUAGGGAUAGGAAGGUGCAAGGAUCAGUAGGAUCUUGGGGUCUCUGGGCUGGCUGAGUAAGCAUCUCCUUUGCCAGGGCUCUCAAAUCUCUACCAGGUGCCCUGGUUCAUUUGAAAGAAGCUCAAACUUUGUCCCUGGUCUGAUUUGUUCUAAACAUUCUCCCAGUAGACCUUAUAAGACAUUUUAAGAUUGUUGCCAAAAAAUGGCUCCAAAAACUUCAUUUGGGGUUUGACACUGCCUCAUCUCAUUCAGGAUCCUCCCUCUACCAGCAGAUACUGUGAAACUGCCUUUCCAAAUUCAGCCGGGGGGUGUGUAUGGGGGCGUGUGAUCCUUUUAGAACAUAUCGUCAAGAGAAAUCCCUGCCUGCAUGGGAAGUUCCCUUGGUGGAGGGGGAAAGGGCUGGAGCAUCUUCAGAUUUAGCCGUUUCCCUGUAACAAUGAGCAUUCCAAGUGGAAAUGCUCUUUCCUCUAACUCAUGUCUUCAAAGGUUUCUUUCCUAGGACCAGAUGCUAUGAUGACCAUGUUCUAAUCCACCAGCUGUCCCUUCUCCCUGUUUCUUAUUUCAUACAUUAAAAUUGUUGUACAGUGUAUACUUAUAAAAUGUUUUUAAUGGUUGUAGAUCUGAAAUAAAGUCACAAGAGCUGUUUAAAUGAA